Molecule: messenger RNA, 1315 nt
Organism: Schistosoma rodhaini
Lineage: Eukaryota; Metazoa; Platyhelminthes; Trematoda; Strigeidida; Schistosomatidae
Source: the annotation of a GenBank genome assembly
GAUUCAUACCACUGAGGCUGUUAUUGGUGUUUUGGACUUAAUUGGCUGGGCUAGGCAGAUCGCAGGACCGGUUAGCACUCUAGGCUGCUCGUACGGGUUUCGUGUCACUGUUCAACCGAUAAUUCGCCCAUCCACCCAUCCACUCGUCCACAAGAUAUAACAAUUAGCGACGGGGACAAAAUAAGGUCAGUUUGUAAUUGUUCGAAAAUCAGGCAAUCAUUUGGUGCAAUCAGCAUCCAACAUUCUCUUUGGUGUCCGUGAAUGCCAUUUUGUCAUUAUUCAUACAGUGAAAAAUGACGCUCCCUUCCGACCGAUUACAGUUGCUAUUUGACCGACAUUUGGAGUUCAUGGUCAAACUACGCACACAGCUUCUGGACCACCAAUUCUUUGCAUAUGCGUCGGAAGUGGAUGUAUUAAUCACAGAAUUUCACGCAAAGCCUGAAAAUGAUCGCAGCCUCCAUGAAUCCUCGACCAACCGCAACUCAAACGAAACAGCAGUCUCGCAGAAGACGCCCGGUUAUCCAUCACUACCCAUUUCAGAAACGUGCCCGGUAGUGGAUUCAAACCCCACUAUCCCUGAAUUAGCAGGUCCGAACAGUGACGCUUUGAGCUCUCAUCAACUUGAUGCCAUGUCAAAUGCCCAUGAAAUGGUCGUACUAACCGCCCAAAAAGUACCAGACAUAAUAUCGAGCAGUACACGGAGCGAAUCGCAUUCUGCAAUAGAAAUUUUUACCGAAUCUAAUGAUAAAGAUUCCCAAGCUUGUCCAGAAAAUUUGUUACAUGCAUCAAAUCUGGAACCUAGCGCAGUUUUGGUGGACGCUGUUUAUCAUAGUGAUCCACAACCUGCCAGUGAUGUUUGCAAUAAGUCUAAUGACUACAUUUCUGCAGAAUCAAAUUCUGACCUCACAUCAAAUGUCGAUCCUCACCAUCCGGUCAAUCUUAGCAGGUUCCCUAUUGAAUGCCAGAAACAUGUUAUAAAUAGAAUCGCAUUAAUAGAAACUUGGGUAUAUGAGGAUCCAUCACUAUUUCGUGGGGGAGGAGGAGCUCGGAUUUCUCAAAAAGGGGAGGUGUUAUAUCCCCUGGUGAAUUAUGAAUGGUAACUCUAAGGUCUAUUUAUCGACAAAUGUAUUAUGCCUAUUUCCUAUUGUACAAUUAUUACGUAACUAAACUAUUCAUAUUUGUGUUUCUCUUAUCAUGAGCUUUAUUUUGAUCUUUGAUUUAUUAUCAUACGUUUCUUGAGUUAUACUCAGUUAUUGAUUACUUUGGUUUGUAUAAAAACCCAUUAUGUUUGUAAAUAAUGAUUCAUACCACUGAG